GACGUCACCGUCACCCGUGUCGGGGCCGGGGGGGUUAUGGUGGUCUUUGUGGUGCGCUCCGCGCUGGCGCAGGGCUCCCGGCGCUUCCCAACGCUCCGCAGCACCCGCAGGCACCGGCCGCCGCCUUCAGCCCCCUCCGACACGGUCCCUGCCAGCCCAUGAAGUGACUCAGGCGGGUGGCACAGCCCCUGCUCCUGCCAUAGCCGCCACACCGGGCACUGAGGUCCGCUGGCCAUGGGCAACCUCAUAAAGGUACUGGGCAAAGACUUAGAAAACUGCCCUCAUUUUUUCCUGGAUUUUGAAAGUUUCACAUGGGGAACCUUCUAAAAGUGUUGACUUAUAACGAGCUUGACCAAGGCCCUAAUUUUUUCCUUGACUUUGAAAAUGCGCAACCGACGGCGGCCGAGACUGCGGUGUGGAACGCGGUGAACGCGGUGCUGGAGGAGGCGCAGGCGGUGCUGGCCGAGCUCCAGUCCUACACGGGCGCGGGGCAGGAGAUCCGGGAGGCCAUCCAGAACCCCGCGGACCCGCGGCUGCAGGAGCGCGCCUGGGGCGCCGUCUGCCCGCUCGUCGCGAAGCUGAAGCGUUUCUAUGAGUUCUCGCUGCGCCUGGAGAACGCGCUGCGGAGCCUGCUGGAGGCCCUCACCAGCCCCCCGUACGCCCCGACCCAGCACCUCGAGCGGGAGCAAGCCUUGGCCAAGCAGUUUGCAGAGAUCCUGCACUUCACCCUCAGCUUCGAUGAGCUCAAGAUGACCAACCCUGCCAUCCAGAAUGACUUCAGCUACUACAGAAGGACCAUCAGCCGAAACCGCAUCAACAACCUGCAGCUUGAUGCAGAGAGCGAGGUGAACAAUGAGAUGGCCAACAGGAUGUCCCUUUUCUACGCCGAGGCCACCCCCAUGCUCAAAACACUCAGCAACGCCACCACCAAGUUCGUUUCCGAGAACAAGACGCUGCCAAUCGAGGACACAACCGACUGCCUGAGCACCAUGGCCUGCGUCUGCAGGGUGAUGCUGGAGACCCCAGAAUACCGGAGCCGCUUCACCAACACCGAGACCCUCCUCUUCUGCAUGCGGGUCAUGGUUGGGGUCAUCAUCCUCUACGACCACGUCCACCCCGUGGGGGCUUUUGCGAAGACCUCCAAGAUCGAUAUGAAAGGCUGCAUUAAAGUCCUGAAGGACCAACCCUCAACAAGCACCGAGGGGCUCCUGAACGCUCUGAGGUACACCACGCGGCACCUCAACGACGACACCACCUCCAAACAGAUCCGGGCGCUGCUGCAGUGAGCGAGCCCGGCUCCCCGAUGCCAUGACC
Messenger RNA from Neopsephotus bourkii (Bourke's parrot), 1314 nucleotides. RefSeq names its product CYFIP-related Rac1 interactor A-like. The record is from RefSeq and is a predicted model, not a curated record. The coding region runs from base 312 to 1286 and encodes 324 amino acids. The transcript has 13 exons. Gene Ontology annotation, molecular function: small GTPase binding. Lineage: Eukaryota; Metazoa; Chordata; Aves; Psittaciformes; Psittacidae. Gene Ontology annotation, biological process: regulation of actin filament polymerization.